Molecule: messenger RNA, 1011 nt
Organism: Rhizoctonia solani
Lineage: Eukaryota; Fungi; Basidiomycota; Agaricomycetes; Cantharellales; Ceratobasidiaceae
Product: Zinc finger, C3HC4 type (RING finger) protein
Exons: 5
Coding region: 1-1011 (336 amino acids)
Source: RefSeq, a predicted model, not a curated record
AUGGGUCGCGCAUCACUUAGGGCGAUGCCUUUGGCGCAUCUUAAAGCGUAUUUGAAUGCAUAUGGGUUGAGAGCUCCACCUCAUGCAGUAGAGAAGGAGGACUAUGUUCGUGCCGUACUUGACGCGAGGCAAAACAACGGGUGUUUACCAAAGGCCAAUGAAGACUACUAUCGCCGGCAUUCAAUUCCCCAACCGACAGGAGAGCGCCCAAAGGGGUUCCUUGCCAGGAUGGCGGAGAGCUUUUCUGAUUUUGUUGACUCGUUACCCCAGCCAGAGUUAUCUACCCAUGUACACCCACCUCCAGUGCCACCGAGACAUACAGCUCCAAGACCACCGCCUCCGCCGCCUCCACGUCCUCAAGCUGCUCCUAGUCCAUCAAACGCAAGACCAACCCCACAACAACCCCAGCACAAUCCCCCUCCCCCACCACCCUCAACACAGAGGCCAGCCCCCCAAGCGGUACCAAUGGAGGAGCUUCUCGCUAUGAACUCAGAAGAAAUCUCCGCAUUGUCCAUUGGGAAACUGAAAGCAAUUCUACAACACCAUCACGUCCGAAUUCCUCAAGACGCUCUUGAAAAGCGGGAUUUGGUUGAUCGGGUUGUGACUCUAGUGGAAGCUGCUCGAGUUGCAAAGGAACGUGAAGCUCGUCUCAAGGCUGCCGAAGAAGAGGCAGAGCUUGAAGCUCAGCGACAGGCGUUAGAAGAGAUCGACCGCAGGAAGAAAGCAAGCGUACAGAAAGACGAUGCGGGUACCUCAGAAGAGCGGGAAUCCCAGGUAGAUGCCCCUGUUGGCCUACCGAAAGCCGCUGCACAUGCCGCUACGAAACUCGAACGAGACGGGCUGUGCGUGAUUUGCCAAGACGAGGAUGCCAACAUUGCGAUAGUCGAUUGCGGGCACCUGUGUCUGUGUCUGGAAUGCUCGGAACUGGUGAUGCAAUCGUCCAAGGAAUGCCCGCUGUGUCGGACAAGAAUUGUUACUUCUCAACGACUUCUUCGUAUAUUCAAGACGUAG